Molecule: messenger RNA, 4592 nt
Organism: Agelaius phoeniceus (red-winged blackbird)
Lineage: Eukaryota; Metazoa; Chordata; Aves; Passeriformes; Icteridae
Gene: ATP11B
Product: ATPase phospholipid transporting 11B (putative)
Biological process (GO): phospholipid translocation
Cellular component (GO): recycling endosome; plasma membrane; endoplasmic reticulum
Molecular function (GO): ATP hydrolysis activity; ATP binding; magnesium ion binding
Source: RefSeq, a predicted model, not a curated record
UGACUCGGCGUGGGCCCCGCGCCAUGGGGAGCAGCCGCGGCGGGCGGCUCGCCUGAGGCGGCGGCGGCGACAGCGGAGGGAGGGCGCGGCACUGCCGAGGGAGCCCCGCCGCGGGGGCCGCGACCCGUGCCGCCGGGGAUGCUGCGCUGGGUCCGGCAGCAGCUGGGUUUUGACCCACCGCAUCAAAGCGACACAAGAACUAUUUAUAUAGCAAACCGUUUUCCCCAGCAUGGCCAUUAUGUUCCUCAGAAGUUUGCAGACAACAGAAUCAUAUCAUCCAAGUAUACAGUAUGGAAUUUUGUUCCAAAAAACUUAUUUGAGCAGUUCAGAAGAGUAGCCAACUUUUAUUUUCUCAUUAUAUUUUUGGUUCAGCUCAUGAUAGAUACCCCUACCAGUCCUAUUACCAGUGGAUUGCCAUUAUUCUUUGUCAUAACUGUGACAGCCAUAAAACAGGGCUAUGAGGACUGGCUGCGACAUAAAGCAGACAAUGAAGUCAACGGUGCUCCAGUUUAUGUUGUUCGAAGUGGUGGCCUUGUGAAAACCAGAUCUAAAAACAUUCGGGUGGGGGACAUUGUCAGAGUAGCCAAAGAUGAGACUUUCCCUGUUGAUCUGGUGCUCCUGUCGUCUGACCGAGUGGAUGGUUCAUGCCAUGUUACCACUGCAAGUUUGGAUGGAGAGACCAAUCUUAAGACACAUGUUGCAGUCCCAGAAACAGCAGUGCUGCAGUCUGUUGCCAACCUGGAUAAACUGGUAGCUGUUAUAGAAUGUCAGCAGCCAGAAGCAGAUCUAUACAGAUUUGUUGGAAGAAUAACUGUAAGUCAACAAGCUGAAGAAAUAGUACGACCUCUUGGGCCUGAAAGUCUCUUACUUCGUGGAGCAAGAUUAAAAAACACUAAAGAAAUAUUUGGUGUUGCUGUGUAUACAGGUAUGGAGACAAAGAUGGCAUUAAAUUACAAGAGUAAAUCUCAGAAACGGUCAGCAGUAGAAAAGUCCAUGAAUUCCUUUUUGAUUAUUUAUCUAAUAAUCCUCCUCUUUGAAGCCAUUCUGAGCACUAUUUUAAAGUAUGCAUGGCAAGCUGAAGAGAAAUGGGAUGAGCCUUGGUAUAAUGAAAAAACAGAGCAUGAAAGAAACAGCAGUAAGAUCCUGAGAUUUAUUUCAGAUUUCCUUGCUUUUCUGGUACUUUACAAUUUUAUCAUACCCAUUUCACUCUAUGUGACUGUUGAGAUGCAGAAAUUUCUUGGAUCUUUUUUUAUUGGCUGGGAUCUUGACCUCUAUCAUGAAGAAACAAACCAGAGAGCACAAGUAAAUACUUCGGACCUCAAUGAGGAAUUGGGACAGGUAGAGUAUGUGUUUACAGACAAAACUGGUACAUUAACUGAAAAUGAGAUGCAGUUUCGGGAGUGCUCUAUUAAUGGCAUAAAGUACCAAGAGGUCAAUGGUAAACUAACUCCAGAGGGAUUUUCUGAAGAUUCUCCAGAUGGAAAUAGGCAUGGUUUGGUGAAAGAGGAAGAGCUCUUCUUGAAAGCAGUUUGUCUGUGCCAUACAGUGCAGAUCAAUGCAGAUCAGACAGAUGGUGCUGAUGGUCCCUGGCAUGCCAAUGGAAUAACAUCCCCCCUGGAAUAUUAUGCUUCUUCCCCAGAUGAGAAGGCUUUGGUGGAAGCUGCGAGCCGGGUCGGAGUAGUAUUUACUGGAAUUAGUGGAGACAGUAUGGAAGUAAAAAGUCUUGGAAAACCAGAGAGGUAUAAAUUGCUUCAUGUUUUGGAGUUUGAUCCAAAUCGCAGACGAAUGAGUGUCAUUGUAGAGAGUCCCUCAGGGGAGAAGCUUUUAUUCACAAAGGGAGCAGAAUCUUCCAUUCUUCCUCGUAGUAAGAGUGGAGAAAUAGAUAAAACAAGGAUACAUGUGGAUGAGUUUGCUUUGAAAGGCCUAAGAACUUUGUGUGUGGCCUACAGAAGAUUCACACCUGAGGAGUACCAAGAAAUUGGCAAACGCCUUCAUGAGGCCAGGACUGCCUUACAGCAGCGGGAGGAGAGAUUGGCAGAUGUGUUCAACUUCAUAGAAAGGGAUCUGGAGUUGCUUGGAGCUACAGGAGUAGAAGACAAACUGCAGGAGAAAGUCCAAGAAACUAUAGAAGCCCUCAGGCUGGCUGGUAUCAAAGUGUGGGUGCUCACUGGAGACAAGCACGAAACAGCUGUUAGUGUCAGUUUAUCCUGUGGACACUUUCACAGAACCAUGAACAUCCUUGAGCUUGUGCAGCACAAGUCAGACAGUACCUGUGCAGAACAGCUGAGGCAGCUAGCCAAGAGAAUAAAGGAAGACCAUGUUAUCCAGCAUGGACUGGUUGUGGAUGGGACCAGCCUCUCUCUUGCACUCAGGGAACAUGAAAAAUUGUUCAUGGAGGUUUGCAAAAACUGUUCUGCAGUGUUGUGCUGUCGCAUGGCACCCCUUCAGAAAGCAAAGGUGGUUCGACUGUUAAAAACCUCUCCGGAGAAGCCCAUAACAUUAGCGAUCGGGGAUGGUGCUAAUGAUGUGAGCAUGAUCCAGGAGGCACAUGUUGGCAUAGGAAUCAUGGGCAAGGAAGGAAGGCAAGCUGUAAGAAACAGUGACUAUGCAAUAGCACGAUUUAAAUUCCUCUCCAAGUUGCUUUUUGUUCAUGGGCACUUUUACUAUAUUAGAAUAGCAACCCUUGUACAGUACUUUUUUUAUAAGAAUGUGUGCUUUAUUACACCACAAUUUUUAUAUCAGUUCUUCUGUUUGUUUUCACAACAAACGCUCUAUGACAGUGUAUACCUGACUUUGUACAAUAUUUGUUUCACUUCCCUGCCUGUCCUCAUCUACAGUCUUUUUGAGCAGCAUGUGCACCCGCAUGUAUUGCAGAGUAAACCUGUGCUCUACAGAGACAUCAGUAAAAAUGCCCAUCUGGGGUUUAAACCAUUUCUUUACUGGACCAUCUUGGGCUUCUUUCAUGCAUUUGUUUUCUUUUAUGGCUCGUAUCUUCUAAUGGGAGAAGACACUUCUCUGCUGGGAAAUGGCCAGAUGUUUGGGAACUGGACAUUUGGUACUUUGGUCUUCACCGUUAUGGUUAUAACUGUUACGAUGAAGAUGGCACUAGAAACUCACUUCUGGACAUGGAUAAACCAUUUUGUUACUUGGGGAUCCAUUGUAUUUUAUUUCAUAUUCUCCUUGUUUUAUGGGGGAAUUAUCUGGCCAUUUUUACAUACCCAGGACAUGUACUUUGUAUUUGUUCAACUGUUGUCAAGUGGUUCUGCUUGGUUUGCCAUAAUCCUCAUAGUAGUUGCUUGUUUGUUUAUUGAUGUUGUGAAGAAAGUGCUGUACAGACAUCUGCAACCAACAAGUACUGAAAAAGCUCAGCUUACUGAGGCAGGUUCAGGUAUCAACUGCUUGGACUCCAUGUGCUGCUUCUCAGAUGGGGAAACAGCAUGCACAUCUGUUAGAAGAAUGCUGGAACGACUAAUGGGAAGGUGUAGCCCAACCCGGGUCAACAGAUCAUGGAGUUCAACGGAUCCCUUCUAUGCCAACGACAGGAGCAUCUUGACUCUCUCCACAAUGGACUCAGCCACUUGCUGACAGGGACAUUUUUGAAUGCCUUGUGGAAGCCCUGUGGUGCUCACACACCUGUAGCAGGUGCUGAGGCGAGCUCAGUGUCCGGCGCUGCCCUAGGAAAGCCCAGAGGACUCCUGAGUCCAGGCAGGGCUUGUCUGGCCUGGCAAAAUCUGCACUGCAAUUGCUUCCAGGAUUUUUUCUAAUUAUAUCUACAAAUUGCUAAAUAAGUUUUUGGUUUUUUGGGUUUUUUUUUAAGGAAUGCUUUUACCUCUGACCAUUUGAUCCUUUUUGUUGCUGUAUGAGCAGAUUGGAAUCCUACAUUAAAUACUGGAGAUGUCCCUAUAGGGCAAUGACAGAAAUCUUUCUCCUCCCAAAUUAGAGUGAUCCAAUUUGAAUCAAUUUGAAUCUGCGCAAUUAAACUUUUAAAAGUUGUGUUUUUAAUGACGACCCUUCCUUUUAAACACACGUUCAUUUUAAGCUGUCUUGCAGAUGCUGUCUUAGCAGUUUGCAAAUCAAUUUUGUUACUUCUGUGGACAGUUACUGUAUUCUAUAAGCAAUCAGUUUAGUAAUUUUUGAGAGUUAAACGCAAUUCAAAUAUUUAUGCUGGUGUAUGAGUGGCUAAUAUAUUAGCCAUUGCUUUGAAAAACACUUAACUGUGACAAAUCAGCAAUUUGGAAUAAUAAGGGAUAUAACAGCUCACUGUUCUCCUAAAGUACAAUUCAGAAACCAGUCAUCUUUUAUUAUGCCCUGUACGUUUUGUUAACAGUUCUGGAUCCUGACAUGGAAAAAUUUGUUAAGCAUUGGCAGAUUGAGCAGAAGUCUCACUAGCAUAAAUUUUUGAAUUAUUAAUCCUUUUAAAGUUGGGGAAUUUUUGCAUGUUUUGUUCUUUUUCAUGUAUUUAUAUUCGGUCACGUUGUACUUUGAAGAUAUAAUUAAUGCUUAAUUAUCUUCGUCUAUCGGAAGGAUCCGAGACCUUGAUGGCAAUGUUUUGAUACCUAAGUAUGCCAAUAAAAACAAAUUGCACAGUUGGA